Callorhinchus milii (elephant shark) is the source of this 2241-nucleotide messenger RNA. RefSeq names its product synapse-associated protein 1. NCBI's taxonomy places the organism in Eukaryota, Metazoa, Chordata, Chondrichthyes, Chimaeriformes, Callorhinchidae. Bases 1 to 1002 code for a protein of 333 amino acids. The record is from RefSeq and is a predicted model, not a curated record. The transcript has 9 exons. Gene Ontology annotation, cellular component: synapse; cytoplasm.
AUGUUUCACUGGCUGUCCCGCGGCGGCGGCCCCGAUGCCGUCGGCUCCCGGGAGGCGCAGCGGCUGCUGUCGGGGGCGGUCGGUGGGCCGGAGUCCGCCGCGGGGUCGGAGGCUGACGAGGAGGACGCGGCGGGGCCCGGGUUCGGGACCGUUCCUGUUCCCGGCCUGAGUCAGGCCAAAGGCCUCGGGAAUUACCUGUACAAUGCUGCGUCAUCUGCUACAAAGAAAGUAUCUGAGUCGGUGCGAGGCACAGCCCAGACAAUAAAGAAAUCGGUAGAGGAACGCAAGAUAGAUGACCUCUUCAAUAAGACAAUUAUUGGAGAUUUCAAAAAGGAACAAGAAAAGUUUGUAAAGGAAAAGAAAUCUAAGAAAUCAGGUUCAACACUUCCACCAUGGGCUGGAUAUAUUGAAGAGGAAUCUAUUAGACAGCAGAUACUCUCCUUGUCUGCAGAUCGUCGCAAUUUUCUGCGAGACCCUCCUGCUGGUGUGCAGUUUAACUUUGAGUUUGACCGCAUAGCGCCUGUCGCCAUGGUGAUGCUUCGAGAGGAUGAGUUGUUGAACAAGGUGCGGUUUGACUUGGUGCCCAAACUUGUGAAAGAAGAGCAAUUUUGGAGAAACUAUUUCUACCGAGUAUCUCUGAUCAAACAGUCUGCUGAGCUCUCUUUGCUAGCUGCUCAGCACACUGGCAGAUCCAAGAGGAAAGAGGAUCCAUUGGAGGACCGUACUUCAGCCACAGGUUCUACCUUGUCAAAGACUGCUCCAGUUCCAGUGAACAGCCAAAGUGAAUCUGUGGAGGACAACCUCCUAGAGGGCAUGGAAAUGCUUGGAAUGAGUGCUGGCAAGCCAAUACCUGUGCAAGAUGAUGACAUUCCAGAGUGGGAAAAGGAAUUGCAAAGAGAGCUACAGGAGUUUGAAAUAGUCGAAGGCAGCGAACAAAUCAACGAUGCCUGGGAAAAGGAAAUUGAGGAAAUGCUGGAAGCGGCGGCUGAUUCCAAGGGCUGACAGAAACCACUGAUUGUACUCUCCGUAAUGCAGGAGUUUCAUGUCGAGGAGGCAGUGGCUAUUUCUUUUGUCACUCUUGCUGAGACGGUAUUUUAAAGGUUUUGGACAGAGCCACCAUCAGUACAAUAAUCCUAUUCCUUUGAGGUGGGAUUUGGAUUGAAGUGAAUUGAAAUCGAGGUUUAGCACCACAUCCUCAGUACUGCAUUUUGCACAUUUUGAAACAGACGCAAGCACAGAUGAUGCAAACAACCUAUUUCACAACCACCACUACUUGCUUUGCUUUGUUGGUUUGUUUAUAUUUUCAACUCUGUAGAGACAUGUAAGGCACACCAAACAAACAGGCUUGGGUUCCACUAUUCUCUAAAUAAACUACGAACAAUGAGCUGAAUGAGGUUCUAAGAAAAAGGCUGAAGUCAUUUCAAUUACAAUAUAUAUCUUUCUCUCCAAUACUUGUUUGUCUUCUACUUUGAACUUUUUUGUUGGCUGCUAUGCUGCCAAGAUUCCCAAAGAGAUGUGGGUUGACACUGUUUGUUAGUUGUUACUUGCCAGCACUGGCGAUGGACUGGCAAAAUACCACUUGUUCCACUGUUUCAGUAUUAAAUGUGUGCUUUUCCUCCUUUAAUCUUCUCAACCUCCACCCUGUCGUUCUAAAUUAGUUGAAUAGCAUUUUCUUAUUGCUAACAUGCCUUGUCAAACUGUUUGCCUCCACAGUGUUCUGUUCGACGUUACCUAGCUGUAUUAAUAAGGCAGAAAUGGGAAAGAUGACGGGCAGAAACCAAGCUGGGUCCCAGAGCAUCGAACAAAUAUGGAUCGCGCUGUCUGCUUAUGUCACAGGCUGGUGGAAUUGGAUAUUCUUAUCAGUUUCUCCCAGUCGCCUCAGGAUCAUCUAAAUCCAUUGUUAACACUGAUGCCCGCCUGAUACAGUAGUCUGACAAUCUCAGAAAGAAUAUGUUAGCUAUCUUUUGAAUCCUGUUGCAUUGAAAUUAUUUGUUCCUUUUUAUUUUUUGACAAGAGUUGCAUUUUAGUUCACACUGUGAAUCUGAACAAAGGGGCGAGUAGAGAUUAUAUUGUACUGUAAUUGCUUGCGUAUAAAAAACAGACGAUAGGAAUAGAAUUCAUUAAGAAUCAUGGAGGUCGUGCCAUCUGCAAACGGUUCAUCACUUCAAUGACCGACACAAAAUAUUUUUUUUAAAGAAAGUUUCUCUUGGGUGUAUGUAAUAAAUGUAUGAAAAUUCCAAA